This is a messenger RNA of Nicotiana attenuata, 5881 nucleotides long. RefSeq names its product protein TSS. The coding region runs from base 288 to 5417 and encodes 1709 amino acids. Gene Ontology annotation, biological process: organelle organization. The record is from RefSeq and is a predicted model, not a curated record. The transcript has 23 exons. NCBI's taxonomy places the organism in Eukaryota, Viridiplantae, Streptophyta, Magnoliopsida, Solanales, Solanaceae. Gene Ontology annotation, cellular component: cytoplasm. Gene Ontology annotation, molecular function: protein binding.
UUCUUUCAAAACCCUUCACUAGAUUUCCUUUCGCUACUUUAUCUAUCUCCUAAAGCUAUCUCCAACUUUCUCACUACUAUUUAGCUUCCUCUUCCUUUUCAUUCUCUUCUCCACUUUUCAAACACUUCUGCCUUUUCUCGCUAUUGUUUUAUACCAAUUUCUUGAUAUAUGCAUCAAAUGAAUUAAAGUUUUAGACUUUUUGUUCAUUCAAUUUCAGUACUUUGGGCAAUUGGACAUCUCUUUGUUGAAGCUGAAAAGCAUAAUUAGAGUGGAAAAGGAGAAGGUUCAUGGCACCAAGAUCAGGCAGGGGAAAGGGAAACAAAGCUAAGACAGACAAGAAGAAGAAAGAAGAGAAAGUGAUUCCCAGUAUUCUUGACAUAAGUGUCGUCACUCCCUAUGAAACUGAAGUUGUUCUCAAGGGCAUCUCAACGGACAAGAUACUGGAUGUGAGAAAGCUAUUAGCUGCCAAUGUUGAAACAUGUCAUUUCACAAACUAUUCUUUGUCUCAUGAGGUGAAGGGACCAAAACUAAAUGACAGGUUAGAUGUUGCGACUCUGAAGCCAUGUUUGCUGAGGAUGGUUGAAGAGGACUACACGGAGGAGUCUCAGGCCGUGGAUCAUGUCCGGAGGUUACUCGACAUCGUCGCGUGCACCACACGCUACGCCAAGGCCAAAGCCGGAAAAGUCACCACUCCCUCCGCCGCCAGCUCAGGUACGGAAUCUCGGGCCAAGAAGCACAAGGCGCAGCGAAAUGCUUCGAGCCGGCCAGCCUCGCCGUCCGAUGGAGUGGCACCUUCAUCGCCGUCAGCCUCAGCGGCGCAGGAAGAGAAUGAAAUGGUGGCGAUUCAUCCAAUUCCUAAGCUCUCUGAUUUCUACGAGUUCUUCUCUUUGUCUAACCUCUCUCCGCCUAUACUAAGUUUGAAAAGAGUUGAUUGUAACGAUGCUAAAACAAGGCGAGAUGGCGACUAUUUCGAAUUACAGAUUAAGAUAUGCAAUGGGAAGACAUUACAAGUGGUUGCAGCAGCAAAAGGUUUCUACACGUUGGGGAAGCCACUUAUGCGAAGCCAUUGCUUGGUUGAUCUUCUGCAACAGCUCAGCCAAGCUUUUGCUAAUGCAUAUGAAUCCUUGAUGAAGGCCUUUACAGAACAUAACAAGUUUGGUAAUCUUCCAUAUGGUUUCCGCGCCAACACAUGGCUUGUCCCUCCAUCCGUCGUUGAUUCUGCGUCAAACUUCAUCCCCCUUCCAGUGGAAGAUGAGAGUUGGGGUGGCAACAGCGGAGGUCAGGGAAGGAACGGAGAGCAUGAUUAUAGAUCAUGGGCUACAGAUUUUGCAGUACUGGCAAACCUUCCUUGCAAGACUGAAGAGGAGAGGGUGGUUCGAGACCGAAAGGCUUUUUUGCUUCAUAAUCUUUUCCUUGACGUCUCUAUUUUUAAAGCUGUCUCAGCCAUAUACAAAGUCAUGGAUUCUACUUCUAGGGGUACCUCAAAUUGUGCUUUGGGUUCAGUACUCUCUGAGGACUGCAUUGGUGAUUUGUCUAUUACAGUUAAGAGAGAUUUCGGGGAUGCUAGCCUGAAAGAAGCCAAAGUUAUCGGCAGUAGAGAUUUUAAUGAAUCUGCUGAGGAUGUCGCUCAAAGAAACUUAGUUAAAGGGGUAACUGCCGAUGAAAGUGUUGUCAUACAUGAUACAUCCUCAUUGGGCAUGGUGUCAGUGCGACAUUGUGGUUACACUGCAAUUGUGAAAGUUGUUGGUGACAUUAAGGUGGAUAAGAGUCUGCCUCAGGAUAUCAAAAUCGAUGACCAACCAGAUGGGGGAGCCAAUGCACUCAACAUCAACAGCUUACGCCUUCUGCUCAACAAGCCAAUGACUGCUGGUUUUUCUGGAGGUGGUCAAUUGCCCCAGUCUGAUUUGGACGACCAUGCAAAUUCAAUGACUUUGGUCCAUAAAAUCAUUAAGGAUGGUUUGAGUAAGUUGAAGGGAAUGGAUGAUAAAUCCAAAGGGUCCAUCAGAUGGGAACUUGGUUCUUGUUGGGUUCAACAUCUACAAAAGCACGAAACACCGUCAGAGGACACAGUUGGGAAUGAUGGUAAGGCUGAACCCACAGUUAAGGGACUUGGAAGACAGUUUAAAAUGCUCAAAAAGAGGGAAACAAGACCAAGUAAUGUAAGUUCCAUGGAUGACAAUGAAGCAGUUGAUGUGACAGCCAGCACUCUGAACGCAGAAAGUGGCUCGACGGAACUUAGCAAUGGCAAACCUAAGUGUGAAACUGAAUGGAGGAGAUUUGUCUCACAAGAAGCUUACCUUCGUUUGAAAGAAAGUGGAAUGGAUCUUCAUCUGAAGUCAGUGGAUGAACUUGUCGAAAUGGCACACAAGUAUUAUGAUGAAGUUGCUAUCCCGAAGCUGGUUACAGACUUUGCAUCGUUGGAACUUUCUCCAGUUGAUGGACGCACCCUUACCGACUUCAUGCAUCUAAGGGGUUUACAAAUGCGUUCUUUGGGUCGUGUGGUUGAACUUGCAGAGAAGCUUCCUCACAUACAGUCGCUUUGUAUUCAUGAGAUGGUUACUCGAGCUUUCAAGCAUGUACUUAGAGCUGUCAUUGCCUCCAUUGACAAUGUCGCCAACUUGUCAGCUGCUAUAGCAUCAUCCUUAAAUUUCUUGUUCGGGUCCUCUACCACAGAAGACAGUGAUGAAAACCACAUUCUCAAGAUGCAAUGGUUAAGGGAAUUUCUUUUUGAAAGAUUCAGUUGGAGAUUAAAAGAUGAAUUCCAACAGUUGAGGAAAUUGUCGGUCCUCCGCGGACUUUGUCAUAAGGUUGGACUAGAGUUGAUUCCAAAAGAUUAUGAUAUGGAAAGCCCAUAUCCGUUCAGUAAAACUGAUGUUAUCAGCGUAGUGCCUUUGUGUAAACAUGUUGGAUGCUCUUCUGCUGAUGGACGGACUUUACUAGAAUCAUCUAAGGUUGCCCUUGACAAAGGGAAGUUGGAAGAUGCUGUAAUGUAUGGAACAAAGGCCCUGGCAAAAUUGAUAGCUGUAUGUGGCCCCUAUCACCGUGCCACUGCAAGUGCAUAUAGCCUCCUGGCCGUUGUCCUUUAUCACACUGGAGACUUCAAUCAGGCAACAAUCUAUCAACAGAAGGCAUUGGAUAUCAAUGAGAGGGAGCUAGGACUUGACCAUCCAGAUACAAUGAAAAGUUACGGGGAUCUUUCUGUAUUCUACUAUCGUCUCCAGCACAUUGAGUUGGCUCUAAAGUAUGUCAACCGUGCCUUAUUUCUUCUUCACUUUACAUGUGGACUAUCUCACCCAAACACAGCUGCUACAUACAUAAAUGUGGCUAUGAUGGAAGAGGGCAUGGGAAAUGUGCAUAUUGCUCUUAGAUAUCUACACGAAGCCCUUAAGUGCAACCAAAGAUUACUGGGAGUAGAUCAUAUACAGACUGCUGCCAGCUAUCAUGCCAUAGCUAUAGCUCUUUCUCUCAUGGAAGCAUAUUCACUGAGUGUGCAACAUGAGCAAACUACAUUGCAGAUUCUUCAAGCAAAACUAGGAGCAGAGGAUCUCCGUACUCAGGAUGCUGCUGCAUGGCUUGAAUACUUUGAAUCAAAAGCCCUAGAGCAGCAGGAAGCUGCAAGAACUGGAGCUCCAAGAUUAGAUGCAACCAUUGCUAGCAAAGGUCACCUCAGCGUGUCAGAUCUAUUGGAUUACAUUAGUCCUGGCCAGGGUUCAAAGACCAUUGAAGCACAGAGGAAGCGACGUUCAAAGGUGUUGCCAGUAGAUGAUCAAUCUCAAAAAGGACAGCAUGAUGGAAGAAGUAACAGCCCCUUGGAUCAUGAUGUUACAGAAAAUCCUGUGACUGUAGUAGAAGUUAACAAGAAAGAAGACGACUCAGAGAGGGUUGCUACUCAAGAACUUGAAGGCGGUAAUAGCACUAGAAAUGAGGAAUCAGUGGAAAUAAAUGAAGAAACUAGCUCUGAUGAAGGGUGGCAGGAAGCGAAUUCGAAAACACGGACGGGGCAUGGUAGUGGCAAGAUGUUCAACCGAAGGCAACCAGGUCUUGCCAAGAUCAAUACAAACUUGGAAUACUUUUUCCCCCGAGACAGCAGUUCCAGGAAAGAAGUUACUUCACAGAGACAAAAAGUGGCAUCUAAGAUUGGUUUAGGUGAAUUUUCUCCUGUAAAGCAACUAAAAGCUGCUAGCUUCAGUUCUUCUGAAAAGUCAACCAAACUCUCCGCUAAAAUGACUGUUGCCGAAGUUUCUCGCACAUCAAAUAUCACUGUUCCCUCUCCUCCUGCCUCUCUUGCUACCAUGGCUUCCAAAUCCUUAUCAUACAAAGAAGUAGCAGUGUCGCCACCAGGUAUGGUUCUAAAGCCUUUAUUGGAGAAAGUAGAAGAAUUAAAUGAGGAUAAAACUGAUUCCCAGAUCUGCGUUAGUCCAACUGAAACAUCAGAAGAAGAUGGAAAGCAGUCGGUGACCAUAGAGGCUACACCUGCCAAUGAUCGAGACGGACAAGGAAUCCAUGAAGACGAAGGCCAGAUAAGUGGAUCUGAGUCAGAGAAAUCUUCCCUGGAGCGUGAAGGUGUUUCAUGUUCAAGUAAUGAGGAAAAAUCUUUACGAUCAAAUGGGAGCAAGCUAUCUGCGGCUGCUGAACCAUUCAAUCCAGGUGCCUACCAUUUGACUAAUAUGCUGAUUUCUGCUGCUGUGACCAACGUCUAUGAUGUUAGAGCCAACCAAGGCAUGCUUACUGAACCAGUGGGCUUUCCAUCAAUUGCUGAGAGAGUUCCUUGUGGCCCCAGAUCAUCUUUGUACCACAGGACAAGCCAUUCUCGCAUGAAAAAUGGAUAUGUGAAGUACCAAAGUCCUGUUGCUGAAAUAAGCAGUUAUGAUUAUCCAAGAAUCAUGAAUCCACAUGCACCUGAAUUUGUUCCAAGUAAAGCACGGCCGACGAGUGCUGCAACUGAAGAUUCAAGAGUAGCUGUUGAUGCUGAUUCUUCGACAGGGUUGAAUAACUCGGUCACUAUAGUUUCAGCAGAGGAGAAGCUUGAUAAAAAGGCUACAAUUGACGUCAGAAAUGCUAGAUCAACAAAAAGCAGACUACAUGCUGAGAGGGAAGAGCUAGCUAGGCAAAUACAAAGUAGCUUCAUUGUGAAGUCAAAACAGAACACUUCAGAUGGUCCAAGUGAAUUUUCAGUUAGUACAAAGAAGUCUGAUUUCUUAGUUAGCGCUGCUAAAGCAAGUGCAGAUGAUAGUGCAAUUAAAUUGCACUCUGGAAGUGAAGGGAAAAAAGAACUUUUGACAGAAGCAAAUAAAUAUAGCGGGGCAAAGACAGAGGAUGGAGACGGUUUUUUGCCUGUGAUAAAGCGUAGAAGAAACAGGCGACAGUUUGCCCAUGGAAUAAAUGGAUUGUACAGUCAACAGUCAAUCUGUGCUUAAGUACAUUGAGGAAAGUGAUCUCAACUAUGAAUGUGCUUCAUCUCCUGACAACCUCCAUAGGCAACUUCUUCACUAUUUGAUGCUGUAGAAAUGUGGAAGAUAAACUGCAGUAGGACCACUAAUAAUUUCUUCUAAUUUACUACACCGAGGAGGUUGCUUAUCUCGUUCACUUAAAAUAAAGGAGGAAGAAAAAUGAGGUGAGGAUAGAGAGUAGAUCAAGCUGAUAGAUAUGGAGAUGCAAUUUUUGAUAACCAGCAGUUUUAUUCAAUUUUGUGCAGUCCUUGUUGGUUGUUUCUUUCUCCAUUUUUCUUUUGUUCUUGUGAACCAUUAAAAUUUUAUCCAGCUUUAUAUGGUUAAGGUGCCCUUUCUUAAUUAGCUUCCCCAUGCUAUUGUAACUUAGGAAAAGAACCGUGAAACAAAUGAUAUUUUGUUGAGUAAAUACCAUCAUAGUUCUUGCUUCCGGA